AUGUUUGAGAAAAACUUACAAAGUGGUGAGGGUAGUUGUGUGCAGUCUACCCAACAAUCAGAUAAAAAUGUGUACAUGGGAGUUGUUGGAGGAAAUAACAAGAAAAAGUGCAUAUUUAGAUUAGGAUCUCAAGCUGCUACUAUCAAAGAAUCUUUAAAAUCAACUUCUUAUAUAUCUACUGAUGUGUCAUCAGAUAAAAUUGUUGCUAUGGAAGCUAAGAUUGAAGCAUUAACGGUUGAAAUUGAGAAGAAGAGUCUUGAACAAGAACUGAUAAAACAAAAGAUGGGGCAUUGGGAGAGAAUGUUUGGAAGUUUUAUGCCUAAUACUAAUCAAAACUCUCUACUUCAACAAGAAGAAGGAGAAGGUGAUAAUGAAAAUGUUGAGAUGAGUGAUGAUGAACUUUAA
This is a messenger RNA of Lathyrus sativus (Indian pea), 405 nucleotides long. The record is from the annotation of a GenBank genome assembly. NCBI's taxonomy places the organism in Eukaryota, Viridiplantae, Streptophyta, Magnoliopsida, Fabales, Fabaceae.